CCCUGCCCCAGGCCACCACAUUUAAUCACUCUAUUCUCCUGUCUCUUGAGGUGUUUGGCCUUGGGGACUGAGAGGCUGCAGGGCUCUAUUUCGGAUCAGUAGAUCGGGGCAGUUGGGCUCCAGGGCUCCCUGCUAGGAGGACUUGGACACACAUUUGGCUCCUCUGUUGCCAAGGCCACAACCGUAUCCCUGAAAACUGGUGGUUUGAGGUCAGUGUCCAUGUGGGUCUGGACUCCCCCCAUCCCCACAACCAGGCUGAGCCCCAGGGAGAGAGGGCAGGCAGAGGUCAGGAGUUGCCCACCUUCAGGAGACCCUCUUCCCUGGCUCUGUCAGGUGUCAGUUACCUCUCGAUGCCCAGGUACCUCCUCCCAGGUGUGCUGUGGGAAUCUCAGGCUGGGCGGGUUACCAGGGAGGUGGUUGCAGGCUCUCUGGAAGCCCGAAGCAGGCCAAGGCCGUGGGCACUUGUGGCAGGCAUGCCCACACAGCCCUAAUCCCCAGGGCAGCUGGUGCCAAAGGCCUGGAGGCUUGUGGAUGCCUGGGAGCACGCACUGCCUUGCUGGGUGACUUUAGUCAUGUCACUGUCUUCUUGGGCCCUCAUAUUCCUGUGUAGAAUGAGAGGGGAUGAGUUAAAUGCUGGGGGUCUUUCCAGAAUUCUGCACCUCUGCCCAACUCUGGAAGCCCUGGCAGCCUCUGCUUGGUGUCAGAGCCCUGCUCUGCUUUCCCCGUGCCAAGGAGGGCAGCCACGGGUGUCCAGGGGUGUGUGGAGGGCAGGGAAGAGAUGCCAUCACCAGUUCCCUGUCCUUCUUGGUGUCUGCCUCUGCUCUCCCCCAGGCCCAAGUCCAGAGCUGCUCCGAAUGGGAUCUUCAGGCAGGGAGCUGUGGUCCCUGGCUUCCGAAGCAACAUCACAGCCCAAGGCGGCCCGCUCAGCCCCUGGGGCGCCUGCAGAGGCCAGCUGUGGGCAGCGCCUGCGACAUGGCCAGCUCUGCCUCCAUGGAGCCUGAGAGCCUGACGCUGGUAGCGGCCUCAGCAGAGCCUGCUGGGGCCAGGAGCCUCACAUGCCCGGUGCCAACUCCUCAAAGUUUGGAACAGGGACCCCCAGGCUGGGCCUGCCCUCAUCUCCCAUACGCAGCCCCAGAGGUCUCUCUGAGGCCGGGGCCACCUGGCAACCUGGAAGACAGGCCCCUGGGGCCCCGCCCACAAUCCUUCCCCAGGGCAGAGGGGGCAAAGGGCGAGCCUGCCACCCCAGCCCUGCCAGAGCCAGUCCAGCCCCUCCCCACGCAGCCUUCUGCUGGAAGGACCCGCUACCGCUACGGCAUUGCUGUCACCCUGCAGGGGCGCGGGCAGGCACCUGUGGAGAAAGGUGAGGAGCCCAAACCGGCCCAACCAGCUCCCCACCCCUGCGGCCCUGAGGAAUCCAGGGGCUGGCAGGAGCCUCUUCAGGGGCCCCGCCCCAUCACGGGGUGUGCGACCGACCCACCCCAGGAGCCCCGGCCAAGAAACCAACCGCAUCAGGGGAGCGCGGCCCAGCGGCAGGAGCUCCGGGCAGGCCGGGCAUCUGGAUCCCCACGGAGGCGGGAGCUGGACCACAGGGAGACAAGGACGCCUCGGGACAGGUUGCCGGGGCCCAGCAUGGAGGAGGCAGGUGGGCCCCCGGCGCGGGCGGAGGCCCGAGUGGUGAGUGCCACACUGACGUGGCGGCAGCGCCCUCCUGCCCGGGAAGAGGUCAGACACAAAUUUCACAAGGUGUCUCUGGUAUCGGGGGCCCGGACGGAAGCCUGCUGGGGGGAGGCGUUCGAGUACAGCCACCAUGGAGAGGAAGUCAAUGGCUUUGCUACACGGGAAGAAGAGACUGUGGAUUACCCGGGCCCCCGAGAAGGGGCCGGUUCCAAUAGUUUUCAGAGCCACGGGCCUAUCUUUUCCAAGAAAUACACACCACCCCCCAAGGGGAAGAGGCCGGUGGGGAAGCUGAAGGAGGCUGGGGACCAGGGAGAUGGCGGCCCCCAGGUUGCCAGGACUGAGCUGCCAGGCCCUGGAGCCGCGGCCAGGACUGAGUUCUUGGUGCCCAUGGGUGGGCCCCGUGAGCCGAGCCCCCACCCGGGGGUGGGCCUAGCCAGUGAGAGUCUCCAGGGCCACGAGGAACGGCGGGUGACACACACCAUGCGGACCAUCACGGUGGUGGGAGGGCGUGUGGACCGCCGGGUGAAGAGCUGUGUGAGUGUGAGGCCGGUGCUGGCCAGCGAGGCCCUGCCCAGGGGCCGCAACACUGCCCGCUCGGUCCGGGCAGUGGUGGUGAGCCCGCGGGCUGACGGCUCACCCAGCCGCAGCCAGGCCCUAGAGCUGCUAAGUAGCCUCGUGCCUCCUGAGCACAGCCCACCUGCCAGUGGGAUUCCCGGGCCCCCAGCCAUCGUGGCAAGGAGCCCAGGCCUGGGUGGCCCAGGAGGGACAGGCCUGGGGCAGCUACCUGAGACUGGGGUGGCAGAGCCAAAGGACAGAUCUGCCCUGGCCCCUGCAGGCAUCCAAGGGGGUGCUCACCCACCUCAGAUCCAGGACGUCCCUACAGUGCCCCCGGAUCAAGACCAGGGCAGAGCCCCGGAUGUCAGGGCCCCUGCGGCCCCCAGGGUGCAGGGAGCCUCCAGCCCCAGUCGGCUCCUUCUCCAGACUUCUCAGGGCCAUGCACCAGUCCCCUCCUCCCCCAGACUCCAGACCCACACUCCAUCCCUGGGCCUCGUCCACCCCCCAGAGCAGCCUGUGGUGUCCACUCACCCCAGGGCCCGGCUCACUCUCAAGCCCAAGCGACCCCCUGCCCUGCCCCCUGUAAAAACAGAAGGAAUCACAGAUCCGCCGGCUGCCGCCAUCUUGCCCAUGCUGGGUGAGGCUGUCAUGGGCUCAGAACAACCUCCUACUCCACUUUCUACAAAAAGAAAGGUUGAUCCCAGCUCAGCAAGUCUUUCUUCUCCAUCUUCUCCAAGGAAUAAGGUUGCCCAGGACUCUGAAACUGUCCCUAUCUUCUCCCCUACCCAGAAAGAAAGAGUACAGGGCCCUGAUGUUCCUUCUGCCUCAUCCCCCAAACCAGUGAAGGUUGUCCAGGGCCCAGAAGGCAGCCCCAGUUCACCCCCCACCCCAAAAGAGUUGGUUCUGGGUAAUGAAGGCUGCCUUGCCCCUUUCCUCACCAAGGAAGAGGUUGUCCAAGAGCCAACUGCCCCUGCUGCCCCAUCUCCCAAACAGGAUAAGGUUAUCCAGGGCUCUGAAGGCACCUCCACCUUGUCUCCCACCCAAAAAGAGGUUGUCCAGGGCUCUGGUGCUUCUGCUGCCCCAUUUUCUACCCAGAAGGCAGUUGUUCAGGGUCCUGCCUCCCUCCCUGCCCCAUUCUCCUCAGUAGACAAAAUGUCCCCCAGCCCAGGACACCCCCCUGCCCCAGUGCCACUGGGAACAGACACCAACCUGGAGACCCAGCUUGUCCCCAACUCCACCAAUGGCAAGAUGCUUCUAGAGAUGUCAAGGGAGGAGGAUGAAGUGGCCCUGAGUGCUGACCUGGAGAUUUUCCUGGAUACCCUGCGGAGCAUGGAGCCCCCUGAGAUCCUCCGCACUCACCGGUUGCCACGGGCCCCCCGCUCCUCCUACCUGGCCAUGUACGCCACGCUGCCCGCCAUUGAGGAGGACCAGCCUGGACCGUGGGUGCUGGGACCCAGCCCCCAGGGGGUGCCAGUGCUGGAAGAGGAGAAGGAAGAUGACGAUGAACCAGAGAACCCCUACCUGAGCGACGAUGAGAAGCUCCAGCGCAGGCAGGACAAAGCUGGGCCCGGCCCCUCCUGGGACUACCACCCUGCCAGGCCCCCCCAGGACUUCUCCUCCCCUCUGGAGAUGAUGAAGAAGCACAUGGCAGGUGCCAAGAGCCCCUACCCGGAGCUGGAGUUGGAGAGGCAGGCAGGCGGCAGGCCCACGUCUCGUCUCGAAGGCAGCUUUCUCUUUGGCAGUCUGGUCCCUUCUACCAAGGAGACCUCCACCCCAGAACCACUGGGCACAAAACUAUCUGCUCUGCUGCCCCACAGGGCACCGGAGCUCAGGAAGGUGCCGGGACAGUUGCCUCUGCUCUGCAGCGAUCGGCCACUGCCGGAGAAGUCUGUCCGAGCGCGACCCCCAGAGGGGUGGAGCCCAGCACUGAAAUUCCAGAGCAAGCUGAACACCAGGCCUGGGAAGAUGAUCCUCUUCUCGGAGCCUGGCUGCCAGGGUGGCAGCAGGGAGGUCUGGGGUGACGUUGCUGAUGCCUCGGGCUGGGCCCUCGUGGCCUCUAUCAGGGUGGUGAGAGGCUGCUGGGUGCUGUACGAAGAGCCAGAUUUCCAGGGCCAGAAGCUGGUCAUGCCGGAAGGAGACAUGGAACUCCAGGCCCCGGGAUCCGCAUGGGGCGCCAAAGGCAUCGGCUCCCUGAGGAGGGUGGUCCGGGACUAUAGCACCCCGGAGAUCAGCCUCUUCUCUGAAGAGAACCUCACGGGGGAGCAGGUGAAGCUAACGGAGGCCUUGGAGGACCCCCAGAGCCUGGGCAGGCCCCUGCAGGUGGCAUCAGUCACUGUCUCCGCAGGACUGUGGCUGCUGUACCCCAAACCCUUCUUUGAGGACACCCCUUGCAUCUUGGAGCCUGGAGAGUACCCAACAUUGGAGGCCUGGGGGACUUCAGAUCCCAGCGUGGGCUCUCUGAAGCCUGUGAGAUUGGGCUGCCCAAGCGUGGAGAAGCCAGGGGAGCCCAAGGCUGUGGUGUAUGAGGCCCCAGGCUUCCAGGGCCAGAGCUGGGAAGUAAGCAGAGACAUCUACGACCUGCGGCAGCCAGAGGACAGCCAGAGCCCCCACUUGGCCUCUGUGGGGUCCCUGCGGGUCCUGGGGGGCUGUUGGGUGGCCUAUGAGAAGGAGGGCUUCCGGGGCCACCAGUACCUGCUGGAGGAGGGGGAAUAUGAUGACUGGUCCCACUGGGGAGGCUAUGACCAGGCACUGACCUCUCUGCGGGUCAUCCGAACGGACUUCGGGGACCCGGCCGUGGUGCUGUUUGAGGCCAUGGACUUCCAGGGGCCGAGCGUGGAGGUGAGCGAGGCGUUGCCCGACGUGGAGCUGGCAGGACACGGCCCCAGCACUCAAGCCAUCCACGUGCUUAGCGGCGUGUGGGUGGCCUACGAAGCGGUGGGCUUCUCCGGGGAGCAGUACGUCCUGGAGAAGGGCGUUUACCGCAACUGCGAAGACUGGGGCGCGGGCAACAGCGCCCUCGCCUCGCUGCAGCCGGUCCUGCAGGUCGGGGAGCACAAUCUGCACUUUGUCUCAAAGAUUCAGCUUUUCUCUGGCCCCGACUUCCUGGGCGACCACUUCUCCUUCGAGGAUGACCAGGCCUCUCUGCCCGCCUCCUUCCAGCCCCAUUCGUGCCGGGUCCACGGCGGCAGCUGGAUCCUGUUUGAUGAGAAGGACUUCAAGGGUGACCAGCACAUUCUCUCCGAGGGCGAAUUCCCCACUCUCACGGCCAUGGGCUGCCUAGCCUCCACGGUUCUGGGCUCUCUCCAGAAGGUUCCCCUGCACUUUUCAGAGCCCUCCAUUUUCCUGUAUGGCCUGGAAUGCUUCGAGGGGAAGGAGAUUGAACUGAACCGGGAGGUGCGGAGCCUGCAAGCCGAGGGCUUCAGCAACCACGUGCUGUCCGUGCAGAUCAAGGGGGGCGUCUGGGUGCUGUGUGAGCACAGUGACUUCCGGGGCCGCCACUGGCUGCUGGGCAGCUGUGAGAUCACCAACUGGCUGACGUACAGCGGGACCCAGAGGGUGGGUUCUCUCUACCCCAUCAAGCAGCGCCGGGCUUAUUUCCGCCUCUGGAAUGCAGCACUGGGGGGAUUCCUGGCAGUGCCAGACCAUGUGGAGGACAUGAAGGCAGGCCAUGUGGUGGUCUCCGAGCCCCGAGCUGGAGGCAGCUGCAUCUGGUACUACGAGGAUGGGCUGCUCAAGAACCAGGUGGCCCCGACCAUGAGCCUGCAGGUGAUUGGGCCCCCCAGCACUGGCUCCAAGGUGGUGCUCUGGGCUGAGAGCCGCCUGCCCCGCCAGAAGUGGAGCAUCAAUGAAUCAGGCCACGUCUGCAGCCAGAUGUUCGAAAACUGGAUCCUGGAUGUGAAGGGUGGCCGGGGCUACGACCGGGACCACGUGGUGCUGUGGGAGCUGGCCACGGACAGGGCCUCCCAGAUCUGGACCGUUCAGGUGCUUUGAACUCCACCCAUCCGCCCUCCCCAGCUCUGGAGACUUUUGCUGGGAUGAAAUGUUUUUACAGGUUGUUUUUGUUGUAACAUAGGCUUUCUA
Choloepus didactylus (southern two-toed sloth) is the source of this 6312-nucleotide messenger RNA. It is a transcript of the gene CRYBG2, whose product is annotated as crystallin beta-gamma domain containing 2. The record is from RefSeq and is a predicted model, not a curated record. Bases 631 to 6222 code for a protein of 1863 amino acids. NCBI's taxonomy places the organism in Eukaryota, Metazoa, Chordata, Mammalia, Pilosa, Megalonychidae. The transcript has 20 exons.